AGGAGAAUCGGCUUUUGGGUUUCGCUGAUCCUCCCCGCCCCGGAUCCUCAAUUGGCUUCUUUGUAGAGAAGCUCCAUCUCUUCUCUACCCGUAUCCUGAUCCCUGUGCUCUUCCUGUGGUUGGUCACGUCCCCGCGCUUCUGAGAACACCGUUGGAACUGUCUCGGGUAUCGCAAACUGGCGCCAAACAUCAAGGAUAAACAUACCUUGCCUCAGAACCUAAAAGUCAAGAACCUCAUCGAUGCUUGAGAACGGCCGUCGCUUAUCUCAACCAGUGCGUCCAAUUGAUGCCAUUCAGCCCGCUAAACAAGUCCCAUUAACGUGCCCGGGACAUACGCGGCCGGUGGUGGAUUUGGGAUUUUCUUCGUUUACCUAUACCGGCGACUUCUUUUUGAUUAGUGCUUGUAAAGAUUCAGUGCCAAUCUUGAGGAGAGGCAAUACUGGGGAUUGGGUUGGCAGCUUCCAAGGUCAUAAAGGGGCGGUCUGGUCAGCCCGUCUAAGCCGAGACGCCACUCUCUCCGUUACCGGUUCCGCAGAUUUUACGGCAAAGAUUUGGGAUAACCUUACAGGUGUCGCAAAGGUUACCUUGGACCAUUCUCAUGUCGUUCGCUGUGUGGAUAUCACGGGAGAAGGGCGUUACGUUCUUACGGGCGGUUACGAGAAGAAGGUCCGCAUUUUUGACCUGCAGGGGGAUGGGAAGAGGGAGCCUAUGAGAGUAUUGGAGGGAUGUGAGAACGAGAUCAAAACAGCCUUAUUGGAUGGUGAUCAUGGCUUGGUUUUUGCCGGAGAUGGGAAAAACCUUCGCGUGUGGGAUCUCCGGACAUCAAGCGAAAUCAGCAACCGGGAAUUUGAAUCCGAAAUUUCCAGUUUACGAUUCUCGUGGGAUAAAAAGUUCAUCAUCUGCACCGCAGGGAAGAAAGUGUUGUUUUAUAAUGCAUUGAGCUCUGCUCUGGAAAAAUCCUUUGACGUCAAUAUCAGUGCAUCGUCGGCAAGUCUCCAUCCCUCUGGAGGCAAAUUUGUCGUUGGCGGAAGUCAAGACCUGUGGGUGCGCGUGUACGAUUGGAAGACCGGGGAAGAGCAAGAGGUAUAUAAAGGACAUCAUGGACCCAUUCAUUGCGUAAGCUAUAGCCCAGAUGGUCAUCUCUAUGCCACGGGAAGUGAGGACGGAACUGUGAGAUUGUGGCAAACCGUUCCCGGCAUCAAAUACGGCUUGUGGGAACAACAGUAAUUCGUUAUGAAGCGACCAAACCGGUCCGAUUUUUUUUUAUCUUGCUCUUCUUUGGACCCGAUUGGGCGACCUCAUACCACAUAAAAAGUGUCCAACUGUUCGUCUUUAUCUAACAUUUUCUUAUAUACGUACAGUCAGGAAUAGGGAAGGGGGGUUCGGGCAUGAGAAUAUCUCACGCUUCCUUAUUGACGUGUGAUUUGAAAGGAUCAGACGUACUAUUUGUAAUUAACCAGAAAAGGUGUAAACCAAAAAGAAAAUAAAAAAAGCCAAGAACGAGAUAUAGGCAAAUGAUGCUUUUGCA
This is a messenger RNA of Spizellomyces punctatus DAOM BR117, 1528 nucleotides long. RefSeq lists its product as uncharacterized. The transcript has 7 exons. The record is from RefSeq and is a predicted model, not a curated record. Gene Ontology annotation, molecular function: RNA binding; protein binding. Gene Ontology annotation, biological process: spliceosomal snRNP assembly. Gene Ontology annotation, cellular component: SMN complex. Lineage: Eukaryota; Fungi; Chytridiomycota; Chytridiomycetes; Spizellomycetales; Spizellomycetaceae. The coding region runs from base 241 to 1227 and encodes 328 amino acids.